CUUUCCUCGCCUCUUCCGUCCUCUCCUCUCGUCUCGUCUCGUCUCGUCUCCACUUCUCCUCUCUUUUCCUCUCCUCUCUUGUCCUAUCCUCUCUUAACUUCACCUCUCCUCCCCUCCUUUCCCCUCUCGUCCGCUCCCCUACCCCCCCUCUCCUCUCCUCUCCUCUCCACUCCUCUCCUCUCCUCUCCUCUCCUCUCCUAUCCUCUCCUCUCCUCUCCUCUACUCUCCUCUACUCUCGUCUGCUCUCCUCUCCUC
Sorex fumeus (smoky shrew) is the source of this 255-nucleotide messenger RNA. RefSeq lists its product as uncharacterized. The transcript is spliced from 2 exons. The record is from RefSeq and is a predicted model, not a curated record. The annotation marks the transcript as partial. NCBI's taxonomy places the organism in Eukaryota, Metazoa, Chordata, Mammalia, Eulipotyphla, Soricidae.